AUGGCAUCGCCGUAUGUUGCUAGCGGGUCGUUAUCCCAAGAGGAUCUUCAUAGGAUGCUGUCUCCAAGAUUAGCGAAGUUGUCAGCUGAAAGGGAAAGGGAUCAACCAUCGCUCCGAAACAGGCGCCCUACUGGAACAAGCGCCAAUGUGGAUGAGGUUGAUGAUUAUAAUGUUAGGAGUCGUUCUCUCCCUGAUCAGUUCAGAGGAAACCCUACGCACGAAUGA
This is a messenger RNA of Cooperia oncophora, 225 nucleotides long. The record is from the annotation of a GenBank genome assembly. NCBI's taxonomy places the organism in Eukaryota, Metazoa, Nematoda, Chromadorea, Rhabditida, Trichostrongylidae.